AUUACGAAUUUUCAUGAUGGUUUUAAUAAUCCUUGAUUCUGUGGGAAGGAGAAACUAGAAGCCGUCAUUCUCUUGCGCCUGCUCAAAAUGCCUUCGAAAACAACGAAUUCGAAUUCCAUUACUCUUUCCCCCUUCAAAUAAAAACAUUUACUACUAUUUAUUUAUUUAUUUAUUUUUUUCUCUCUAAAAUCUCGAGCAGAACACUCUUUUUCAUUUUUUCUUUUUAUUUCGUUUUAUUCACGCUGAAGAUGAAACUGUGGAAAUGGCGGCAUUGGUCAACUGCUUGAGCUCUCUAGUCUCUAUCUGCAUUCUUCUCUUCAGAGUGUCUAUUGUUGAGAUUAUUGGCAUUUCCCCUGUCACAACUCGAGUCAGAAGUUGUUUAACUUUAUGAAUUAUAUAGAUGCGAAUGUACACAUUUCUAAGCAGAGUUUUUGGUUCGCGGUGAGCAUUGUGGUUCUCUUAUCUGGAUUUUGUGAGAUAUAUCAAGAUUGUGGAAUUGGUGGUUGUUCCUUUCGAAUUUUUGCUCCAUAGCAGAGAUGUUCUCUAAUCUUGAGAUGCAAACAUCAAAGAAUCAAGACCCGGUGCAACUCCGUUCAUCAGAAGCCGGAAACCAAGAACAUCAUCCUGAAUUACAAGUUUCCAGGAUAGAUUCUUCGGCUCAUGCAAAUGCAAGUCUGAAUUCUGCAGAGACUAAUUUUCCAGAAGCUAAACCGGUACAUAAUUACUCUAUACAGACUGGUGAGGAAUUUGCUCUUGAAUUUAUGCGUGACCGAGUCAUUCCCAAGAAACAUGUUCCAAAUAUCCCCGGCGAUUCCAGUAAUGCAUCUAGUUACUUGGAGCUAAAAGGAAUGUUGGGGAUUAGCCAUACUGGCUCUGAAAGUGGCUCAGCUAUCUCCAUGAUUGCAACUGCAGAAAAAGAUCCAAGAGAAUUUGAACGGAAUAAUUUAUCUUUACAAGGGGAUAAGUUUAAUAGUGGUUCUUUUCAAUCUAUGCAAUCAGUGCCACAUUCUUCAUCAGGCCAGAACAGCCAGCGCAUACUUGUGUAUACUUCAUCUGGAACAUCUCAUAGUUCAUCAACUAAGCUUAAGGUUCUCUGCAGCUUUUGUGGAAGAAUCCUACCUCGGCCAAGUGAUGGAAAGCUCAGAUAUGUUGGUGGGGAAACACGCAUCGUUCGAAUAAAUAAAGACAUUACCUGGAAAGAAUUAUGGCAGAAGGCAACUGCAAUUUAUGAUGAAACAUGUGCUAUAAAAUAUCAGCUUCCUGGGGAGGACCUUGAUGCUUUAGUUUCUGUAUCUAGUGAUGAGGAUUUGUUGAACAUGAUGGAGGAGUGUAAUGUUCUUGAAGAUGGAGAAGGUUCCAAAAAGCUUCGGAUGUUUCUAUUCUCUCUUGGGGAUUUGGAUGAUGCUCAUUUCAGUUUGGCGAACACUGAAUGUGAUUCUGAGAUGAAAUUUAUGGUUGCUGUCAAUGGAAUGGACAUUGGAUCUCGAAAAGGCUCUACUUUAAGUGGUUUAGCAAACUCUUCUGGAAAUAACUUGAACGACUUAGAUGCACUAAAUCAAGACAAAGAUACAAGUUGCAAUAGCCUGCUAGGUUUUGUUGUCCCCUCAAGGGCAACUGAACCUUCUAAUUCGAUUUUACCAAGUUCCUCCAAAGUUUAUGAAACUGAUUUGCACUCAUAUAAUGGUCAGACAGUCAAUCACAAUCAAGAAAGCCAGCAUCAUUCACAAUUUGGCUAUAAUGUUCCCAGUUCAUAUUACAAUCCUUCUGAAAGUUCUAUGCCAAAAUCUUCUUAUGGGCCUGUCUCUAAUCAGAAAGGUCUUGAAGAAAAGUCGCUAGAUAGCUUAGGGACACAAGGUGCAGAACCCCAAGAGAUGGACGCCACACAGAAAAUUAAUGGCAUAAUUCCACCAGAGCGUGAUAAUAAGGACAUGUUUGCGAAUGAGAACUUCGUUCCUUCACUGGUUCACAGUGAUAAAUCUAAAUCUAGUUUUCCGGUUGAAGAGUCAUCUAUGGUCUCUAAACUGGAUAGGGAAUUAUCUUCAAAGACUUCAAAGGGCAAUGGGAAGCCAGAGGAGCCUGUCCAGGUCUCUAAGCCUCUUGGUGCUUCCGCUCCUGAGCCUCCUACUUCUGGUAGCAAUGAGUAUUUGAAUUCUGGUAAUGUUCCUGUUCCCGAUUUCAUCAACUCGGUGUCUGGUUCUACUGAUUUGAGUUACUUUGGGUCUUCUAAUCCUCCUCCGAGGGUCUUCCGAUCUGAGUGGAUUCCUCGAGAGCAAUUAGAGUUGCUUGGUAGAAUAUCUAAGUCUGAUGAUUCACGCAGUUCUCAGUUUCUGGUUAAUCAAUCACAAGCUGAUACUUCCCAGCAGAAUUUAGAUACACCAUCUGUUGAAAACUUGGAAAACCGGAAUGCAAACAUUUCUACUGAACAGUCAACUUCUACUGAACGGCCUUUCCCUGAGGAACAUGAAACUGCUGAUAAUGGGAUUGCUAAUACUCAAACGGUGACAUAUACAAACCCCCUUGAUGCUCAAGGUUCCAUGCAUGAAAGUCACGUCGUUAAGACAGAAACAGAACAGAGGUCAAAGCUUCCUGUUGUGGGCCCUGAAGAUUCUGUUGAGCAUUCUGAAGAUUCUAUGGUUGGUUUGGUUGAUGGAACUGGCAGUCAGACUGUUGCCAAUGACGUCCAUGGGCAUCCACAGCCUUUGGCAUUGCCAGGGGAUGUGGAAGAACCUGGCAGUGUUCCAAGGACCAAGCAAGGGGAUAUUCUCAUUGAUAUCAGUGACCGAUUCCCUUGUGAUAUUCUUUCUGAUAUAUUUUCGAAAGCUGUUCUUUCAGAUAUUUCAUCUGAUUUUGGUCCUCUACAGAAAGAUGGUGCUGGUUUGAGUGUGAACAUAGAGAACCAUGAUCCUAAACGGUGGUCCUUCUUCCAGAGGCUGGCAGGGGAUGAGUUUACAAGAAGGGAUGUUUCCCUUAUUGAUCAAGAUCAUAUAGCAUUCUCCUCUGGACUUGCAAAACUUGUCGAGGAGACUCCUUUAGCUUACGACUUUGUACCAAUGAAGAGAGAUGGAGUUCUUCCAAGUCACAUGGAAAUGCAGGACAAUCAUGGCAAAGAUGGUCAGAAUGGCCUUCCAGGGGGAAAUGGAGCUGUUUCUCAAGCGAAAGUUAGUGAAAAUGUGCUGUAUGAUGAUUUGACAGAUAACAUGAAAAUUCGAGACUCAGAAUAUGAGGAUGGAUUUGGAAAUAUUGGCUUACCUCCUCUAGAUCAUUCUUUGGUUGAUUUCGAUAUCACCUCAUUACAGAUCAUUAAAAAUGAAGAUCUUGAGGAGCUGAGGGAGCUUGGAUCUGGGACAUUUGGGACUGUGUAUCAUGGAAAAUGGAGAGGCUCAGAUGUGGCAAUCAAGCGGAUAAAGAAAAGUUGCUUCACAGGUCGCCAGUCAGAGCAGGAGAGACUAACAUUUGAGUUUUGGAGGGAAGCUGAAAUUCUCUCAAAGCUUCACCACCCAAAUGUGGUUGCUUUUUACGGUGUGGUACAAGAUGGACCAGGGGGGACAUUGGCUACUGUGACAGAGUACAUGGUUGAUGGUUCUUUAAGACAUGUUUUACUUCGGAAGGAUAGGCAUCUUGAUCGCCGCAAGAGGCUCAUAAUCGCCAUGGAUGCAGCUUUUGGAAUGGAAUAUUUGCAUUCAAAGAAUAUAGUGCACUUUGAUCUGAAAUGUGAUAAUUUGCUUGUUAACUUGAAAGAUCCUUCAAGACCUAUAUGCAAGGUGGGAGAUUUUGGCUUAUCCAAAAUAAAGAGAAACACCUUGGUGUCUGGGGGAGUGCGGGGAACUCUUCCAUGGAUGGCUCCAGAGCUCCUUAAUGGAAGUAGUAAUAAAGUAUCUGAGAAGGUUGAUGUUUUUUCUUUUGGUAUUGUCUUGUGGGAGAUACUGACUGGGGAAGAGCCUUAUGCCAACAUGCAUUAUGGUGCAAUCAUAGGAGGCAUUGUGAACAACACACUGAGGCCUACCAUUCCAAGCCACUGCGAUUCAGAAUGGAGAAGAUUAAUGGAGCAGUGUUGGGCCCCAAAUCCAUCCCUGAGACCUUCCUUUACUGAAAUAGCUAGUCGGUUACGUGUAAUGUCUUCUUCGGCCCAGACAAAGAAGGCAGGUUCGUAGUCAGUAAAUUGUUGAUUUCAUGCGUUUUACUAGUGAAAGCUGAGUUUAGUCAUUCAACACAUAAAUCAGUGUUUGGUCGUGUAAAGAUUGCUUAUGUAUGAUGCAGUCAUAUAAUAUAUGAACACAAAGAUAUAGAAAUACAUGUACAUGAAGUUCUUGGUGACAAAUAUUAUGCUGCAAGUUAACUGCUGAUGUUUUUAA
Molecule: messenger RNA, 4352 nt
Organism: Salvia miltiorrhiza (redroot sage)
Lineage: Eukaryota; Viridiplantae; Streptophyta; Magnoliopsida; Lamiales; Lamiaceae
Exons: 9
Coding region: 537-4151 (1204 amino acids)
Biological process (GO): protein phosphorylation; signal transduction
Cellular component (GO): cytoplasm
Molecular function (GO): protein binding; protein kinase activity; ATP binding
Source: RefSeq, a predicted model, not a curated record